Messenger RNA from Orycteropus afer afer, 567 nucleotides. RefSeq names its product dual specificity protein phosphatase 18-like. Gene Ontology annotation, biological process: protein dephosphorylation. NCBI's taxonomy places the organism in Eukaryota, Metazoa, Chordata, Mammalia, Tubulidentata, Orycteropodidae. The transcript has a single exon. The record is from RefSeq and is a predicted model, not a curated record. The coding region runs from base 1 to 567 and encodes 188 amino acids. Gene Ontology annotation, molecular function: MAP kinase tyrosine/serine/threonine phosphatase activity.
AUGACAGAACCUCAGUGUCUUGUAUCAGUUCAAGUACAGCAGCCUUCGGUCCGUGAUCCAUCUCAGAUCACCAGCAGCCUAUACCUUAGUAGUGGUGUGGCUGCCAACAACAAAUUGGUGCUAUCUAGCAACCGUAUCACCGCAGUCAUCAACGUAUCGGUGGAAGUGGUAAACACCUUCUAUGAAAACAUUCAAUAUGUGAAGGUCCCUGUGGUCGAUGCACCCACCUCCAUCCUCUAUGACUUCUUUGACCCCAUAGCUGACUACAUCCACAGCGUAGAGAUGAAUCAAGGCCGCACGCUGUUGCACUGUGUCGCAGGAGUAAGCCGCUCGGCUUCCUUCUGCCUUGCCUACCUGAUGAAUUAUCACUCCAUGUCGCUGCUGGAUGCCCACACCUGGACGAAGUCUUGUCGACCCAUCAUCCGGCCCAACAACGGCUUCUGGGAACAGCUAAUCCACUAUGAGUUCAAGCUGUUUAGCAAGAACACCGUACACAUGAUCAACUCACCAACGGGUUUAAUCCCUGAUAUCUACCAGAAGGAGGCUGGAUCGAUCGUGUCAGUGUGA